Dendrobium catenatum is the source of this 1673-nucleotide messenger RNA. Its product is annotated as E3 ubiquitin-protein ligase makorin. The transcript is spliced from 9 exons. Lineage: Eukaryota; Viridiplantae; Streptophyta; Magnoliopsida; Asparagales; Orchidaceae. The record is from RefSeq and is a predicted model, not a curated record. Gene Ontology annotation, biological process: protein polyubiquitination. Gene Ontology annotation, molecular function: metal ion binding; ubiquitin protein ligase activity. The coding region runs from base 103 to 1203 and encodes 366 amino acids.
AAAAAUCCCAAAUCCCAAAAAAGAUCACGGACGAAACUCUGAAAUUUCCUAUUCCUUCUCUGAACCUGAGUCCGAUCUUGGGGUUGUCGACGGCAUUCGACUAUGGCUGAUUCACUGCGGAAAAGGGUCUUAUGUAAGUACUUUGUGCAUGGAGCUUGCUUUAAGGGGGAAUACUGUGAAUUCUCUCAUGAUUGGAAGGACCAAUCCAACAAUGCAUGCACCUUUUACCAGAAAGGGCUGUGUUCUUUUGGCAGUCGUUGUAGGUAUGAUCAUGUUAAAGUUUCUUGUGGCCAAGCGCAUGUGCCAUUGCCAUUAUCGAAUGCACGUCCUUGUAUUGGAACUGGGUCUAUUCAAGCAAUUCAUCCAUCCAACGUUUUGUUGAAUGGAGAGUGCCAACCAUCUACUAGUUCCCUUGCUGAGUUCUCAGUUUCAAGUAAACACAUUUUCCCGUUCAGUAAACCUGCUUGGGCCCAGUUCCCUGAUUUAAGUGUCAAUGAAGACUAUCCCAUUGGCCAUGAUCCUGCCGCUAAUAGCCUUGCAGACCAACCAAUCUGUUCAUUUGCUGCUGCUGGUAGUUGCUCUCAUGGUGAAAGGUGUCCUCACAUUCACGGAGAUCAGUGUUCCAUCUGCAAAAAACAUUGCUUGCAUCCAUAUCGACCUGAUGAAAGAGAAGAACAUAUGCAGUUAUGCCAAAAAAAUAAUCAGCAUCUUGAAGCUCUACGCUUCAGUCAGGACAUAGAAUGUAGUGUGUGCUUGGAUCGUGUGCUUUCAAAGCCAACACCUGCUGAACGGAAGUUUGGAAUACUUUCAGAAUGUGACCAUCCUUUCUGCAUUUCAUGUAUCCGGAAUUGGCGCAGCAAUUGUCCAUCAAUUGGAAUGGAUGUCAACAGUACAUUAAGAGCCUGCCCAAUGUGCCGAAAGCUUUCAUAUUUUGUCAUUCCUAGUGUCAUUUGGUACUCAACAUCUGAAGAGAAGCAAGAGAUUGUUAACAACUACAAAGCCAAGCUUAAGACCAUAGAUUGCAAGUACUUUGAUCUUGGAAAUGGGACUUGUCCUUUUGGUUCAAGCUGUUUUUACAAGCAUGCAUACAGAGAUGGCCGAUUAGAAGAAGUCGUAUUACGGCACCUGGAUGCUGAAGAUGGAAGUAUAGUGAUAGCAAAAAAUAUCAGGCUUUCGGACUUCCUCAAUAAUUUGCAUUUGUAAGGCGCUCAUCUGCCUCAAAAUUUAUGUGACUUAUACUAUUUCAAAAAAGUAAUGCUGGUUAUCCUAUCUGAAGUACCAUUUCAUGUGAUCCUUCUUCCGUCACAGUGGACCACUCAUGCUAUUCACUGACCAGGAAAUACUAGAUGGCUUGUUGGCAUGGAGAUGAUGAGAUGAAAGGAUCAAAGAACAUGCUUUGGGCACAGCUUGUAGUUGUUUCUUUUGUAUUUAAAGCUGGCAAAUAAUGAAGAUAGGAUGUGCAAUGGAAUCAUCAGUUAUAAUACAUAUUAUUGUGCUUAUAUGCUUUUGCCUGCUAUGAACAUACAAGCGUUUACCAGCAUUUUGUGCUGGCAAAACUGAUUUUUCUGCGUUAAAAUUGCUCACAUUUCUCUGCUAUGAGUGCUGCUAUUUCUGUAUGGAGAUCUCCUUACCUCUUUAUAACUGAAAUAAAAUCCCAAAAUUAUUUAGAUUCA